Messenger RNA from Eurypyga helias (sunbittern), 767 nucleotides. RefSeq names its product 5'-nucleotidase domain-containing protein 2-like. Lineage: Eukaryota; Metazoa; Chordata; Aves; Eurypygiformes; Eurypygidae. The transcript has 8 exons. Bases 42 to 767 code for a protein of 241 amino acids. Gene Ontology annotation, molecular function: 5'-nucleotidase activity. The record is from RefSeq and is a predicted model, not a curated record.
GAGCCGACGCCAAGACCUACUUGUGGGCCAGGUACCAUGAGAUGAAAAAGCUGGUCUACGAUCUCCUUCCACCAGGAGUCUGCAACCUCCUCAACCCAGCCGCGAUCUACGCUAACAACGAGAUCAGCCUGGGAGAUGUUGAGAUCUAUGGCUUUGACUACGAUUACACAUUAGCACAGUAUUCUAAUUUACUACACUCUAUGAUUUUCAACACCGCCAGAGACAUCCUAAUAGAGCAAUUCAAGUAUCCAGAAGGCCUUGGGAAGUAUGACUACAUUCCAGGGUUUGCCAUACGCGGACUUCACUAUGAUGUGCAAAAGAGUCUUCUGAUGAAGAUCGAUGCUUUCCAUUAUGUCCAGCUGGGGACGGCAUAUAGAGGGCUCAAACCAGUGCCUGACGAUGAGGUAAUCGAACUCUACGGUGGGACGCAGCACAUCCCCCUGUACCAGAUGAGUGACUUCUAUGGCAAGGGUCCAUCACUUAAGCAGUUUAUGGACAUUUUUUCUCUUCCUGAAAUGACGCUGCUCUCUUCAGUCAUUGAUUACUUCAUAACUCAUGGCAUUGAGUUUGACCAGGUGCAUCUUUACAAGGAUAUAUCUGAUGCUAUUAGAGACGUACAUGUGAAAGGAGUGAUGUACAAAUGGAUUGAAAAAGACCUGGAACAGUAUAUUCUGCAUGGGGAUGAAAUCUAUGCUGUGCUAAACCGACUGGUGAACCACAAGAAGAAGCUCUUCCUCAUUACAAACAGUCCCUUUAGCUUUGUGUGA